This is a messenger RNA of Solenopsis invicta (red fire ant), 3665 nucleotides long. RefSeq names its product mesoderm induction early response protein 1. Lineage: Eukaryota; Metazoa; Arthropoda; Insecta; Hymenoptera; Formicidae. Bases 816 to 2786 code for a protein of 656 amino acids. The transcript has 5 exons. Gene Ontology annotation, biological process: negative regulation of transcription by RNA polymerase II. Gene Ontology annotation, molecular function: transcription corepressor activity; histone deacetylase binding. The record is from RefSeq and is a predicted model, not a curated record. Gene Ontology annotation, cellular component: nucleoplasm.
CGCGGACGCUCCAUCUUUCUCUUUCACGGAAGCGAGUGGAAGCGAGCGAGUACAUACGACGCACUUUUGUGGGGGUAACGACGCUCUCUCGGCUGCGCUCGGCUGUCGCGUCCAUUUUCCGAACACACAGAGCUCGGGGGGAACGAAUGCGACGAAUACAAAUAAUGGAGUGUGCGUCGUUUGGUUGACCCGCCUGUAAACUCGCGAUCUCCCGCGUGUGACGUACGUCGCGACGUCGCGAGUCGCACGCUUUCUGCUCGAUGAAAUGUUGUGCCUUAUGUGUCUCUGAUGUUUCGUAUGCCCAAGUCGAGACUGGGUUUGUUGUCGUCCGCGAACGAGGACGGUGGGAAAGGAGUCGCGUAGGUCCGCGCUCGCGGUGUGAGCGAGGCAUCUCGACGGGACUGGCGGCUACCCGGGCUAUAUCCAGUGACGUUUCGUGAAAUGUCAGGUCGCGCCGUGACGAGAGGACAGAUCUCGUGACGCCGGUGUCGUGAGUACCGCUAAGUGACACAAGUGGUCACGUCAGGUUGAGGUUAGAGACCCCCUCCUCCCCCUCGCCCGCUCGUGACGUUCCGAAUGUAAACCUGUCUUACGUCUUUAUCCCGCCUGCCCUGUGGGACAUUCAAGUUCGUCAAGCUAAACCCAAGUUAGAACCACCGACUCCCCGUGGCGCGGAGGGACAACGCAGACUGCUGGGGAGCGUGGUCGUUGUACUGUUGUGGUGACACAUUCCGGUGCUCCGUCUACGCGUUGAUGUGUGUAUAUUACCGUUUGUGUGUUAUGUUCCCAUCUCGGUGAAUAGGGAUUGUAGAAUCAUGGCAGAUCGAGAUUAUGAUAUGGGCUCAGCGACAGAAAUGAUGGUAAAUGAUUUUGAUGACGAACGAACGUUGGACGAGGAAGAAGCCUUAGAAGGUAGCGAGGAUUCUCACAACGAGUUGUCCAACUUGCAAAAGGAAGGUGAUAUGCCACUGAAAGAUCUUCUUGCCAUGUAUGGAUACGGUGAUCCCUCGACGGAGAACUCGAACAGUUCUGAUCAUAUGCUGCUGCCAUCGGGAAGCGGCGACCCUGAGACCGAGGAGCGUUACUCGGACAAGGGCGACAACGAUGCGGACGACGACGACGACGAUGACGAGGCUGAUGCAACCAGCAACGAACCGGACCUUAAACAGUUUUACACAGAGAUGCUGGUAAAGGGGAAGGAUAAGGCGUCGUCGUUGACGGGAUCAGCAGCGAAGGGCAAUAGCGGUAUUGGACCUGGCAGCAGGGAUAACAGAAAGCGUAGAAUUGAUGACGACGAGGACGACGAUGAAGAUGCUGAAGUUGAAGAAUGCUCGAUGACGGGCACCCAAAGUGGAAGUGGAAAGAAAACUAGAGCGUCACCUACGACGGACAGUGCUAAUGCUGUUGCGUGCGUUGGUAUAGUUAAUUUAGGGACGGCCAGUGCGGCUGAUAGCACUAUUGAAGAGGGUAGCGCCGGUGGCGCGAUUGAUGGUCCGGAAGAUAGGAUAGUCAGUGCGAACAUAGGCAGUGGCAGUUCGAGAUUGUUACGGAGUGUUUCGAGGCCUCAGAGUGAAGAAGAGGAGGAUGACUGUGAUUACAGUCCAGACGAGGAAGACUGGAAGAAAACUAUUAUGGUUGGCACCGACUAUCAGGCGGCGAUACCAGAAGGCCUGUGUCGUUACGACGAUGCCUUGCCAUAUGAGAACGAAGAUAAAAUGUUAUGGGAUCCCAGCCAUAUAUCUGAAGAAGAUACGGAAGAAUUUUUAGAACGUGCGCAACUUCCGGCGGUAAAGGGAGGCUCAUUGCCAGCUGGCUCACAUAUUAGAGAUGAUGAGCAGGCUUUGUAUCUUCUACUUCAGUGCGGCUACAAUCUUGAAGAGGCAUUACGAAGACGUCGAAUGAACGUACUUCCUCCUACAGAUGCAGUAAGUCUCUGGUCAGAAGAAGAAUGUCAUAAUUUUGAAUCUGGAUUGCGCACUUAUGGCAAGGAUUUUCACCUUAUACAGAAAAAUAAGGUGAGAACGAGAUCGGUUGGAGAGUUAGUACAAUUUUAUUACUUGUGGAAAAAAACGGAACGGCAUGACAUAUUUACGUACAAAGCGCGAUUAGAAAAGAAAAAAUAUGCUCUUCAUCCCGGUAUCACCAGGGACUAUAUGGACCGAUUCCUCGAGGAGCAAGAGGGAGUGCGAGAUCGUAGUAGUUCGCCGAACGUUCAUUGUUUGCUAUAUGGUGACGUCAAGCGGCAAAGAUCGAGCACUAGCGUGACUAACAACGAUGAGUCCAAAUCAACUGAUGCUUGGGAUGGAAACGCAGUUGAUCCAUUGGCAGAUGUUAAUGGUCCAACGGCACCUCCACCGCCACCGCCUCCACCACCACCGCCCUUGGUAACGUCAGGUGCGACUACCGUAUCUUCGUCAAUAUGCAAUUCCAGCGCUUUGACCACACCGACAUAUUGUUCGUCAUCGACGCGUCAUUCAGACUGUCUCUCGUCCGAAUCGGGUUGUGUGAAUCCCUUAACGUGGAGUAGUCUAACGCCCCGAAGUCAACCUACCUCUUCAGUCAUCACAACGAUAACGAUAAAUACCACUACAACCACUACAUCUGCAGCAAUGGUCACAGGUCUUGGUUCGACGAAUACAGUUACCACUAGUUCCGUUCCUGCCGCCACUGUUGCCGCCACUGCUGUCUCUAAUAAUUACUAUCAUCAACGAGUAACAUCAUCCAGAAGCAAUGAAUCUCACGAUACGCCCUCGCCUGAGAACAUUUUACCUCAUCUGCCCCCUUAGCGUCUAAUUCGACCUUCAGGUGUUCAUCCUGAAAGGCGACGGAUGUCCUUGCGCGGUGUGUCUAACUCGGCACUCGCACCAUCGCUAUUGUCGUAACGCAUAAUAUUCGUUAAUAUCAAGGAUUAUAUUUUUAUACUGUAUCGCGCGUAAUAUAAUUAUUGAUUGUCCUUAGCGCGAGUGCGCGAUGUUAUAUAGUGGUGCGGAAGUUGGAAGGACGCGCUUUUGCGUGGAAGAUUAGAGCAUAUAUUAUAUGUAAGAUUAAAGAUAUAAACUGAGAUAAACGCGGCAAAGACAAGCGAGGGUCACUGUAGCUUUCUCUAUUUUUCUUCUCUCUGUUUAUGAACAUAGAGAUAUUCCAGAUACAAAAAGACGCAUUUCGAAAGAGAUUCGUUGGAAAGCGCCAGUAUUCAACAGAGAAGUGGAAUAGUAUUAUACAUUGUGAGAGUGUAAACUUUCAUGGCUAAAUCAUUGUAUUGCAUAAUUAACAUGUAAUUGAUCACGAUUGUUCGAGACAUACUUGUCCUCGGAUUGGCAAUAAAUUUAUAAAAGUAUGGUAUAUAUGAAAUUUCACGGAACGAUUUAUCAGUUCGAUAAAGUGGAAUCUGAUAAAUGUUGGAAUGAUAAAGAUAAAAUGAAAGUCAAUAGAAACAUGAUCAUUAUUUUACUGUAAAGGAUGCGCCAUAAAUAGCGAUCCUAAUAAUUCAUUUCCCUCGUUAAGUAGUUGGCUGUGUACAAAAUCAUAUAGUUUGUAUUUCACGUUUUCCUAGCGAACUAUUUAAGAGACACGAAAUAUUUUUAAUUUACUGGAUACAUAUUAUAUUAUGUUUAAUCAUUUAUAAAUAGUGUUGAUAUAAAAAAGUACAGGCUAAAUUAGAAAAA